AUGGCUUGUUUCUGCUGGUGCAAAAAGCCUAGUUCUCCCUCUCCUACCAACCCUCUGGACCGUCAUGGAGACACCAGUCAGGAGGGCACAACAGUCAGACCUCUGUCCCUUCAGGAACACUCUAGUCCAAUGCCCCAGAGACCAGUCUCAGCCACCAGAAGCAUGACUCUUCCCAGGGCCAGCUCAGCCACCAGAAGCAUGACUCUUCCCAGGACCAGCUCAGCCACCAGAGGGUCAGAAGAGACCCAGGGGGCCAGAGGAGAACGGGGGGAACUGGUCAACAUGGAACUUCUUGGGUUGCCUAACAUUGGCAACACUUGCUUCCUUAACGCCACCCUGCAGUGCCUCCUGGUCCUGCCGUCCUUCUCAAAGGAAAUCCUGCACCAGGAACAACUCUGGAGCUCCUCCCCCUUCUCCAACCUGCUCAGGUGUCUGUCUGAUGUGCACCGUUCAGGUCUACCUGACAGUGUGGCAAACCAGGCCUCAAAAGCAGACCUCAUGUGGAAGGUCAAGUACUCCUUGUCGGGAUACGAUUUGAAGUACCUGGGGGACACGCAACAGGACGCACACGAGUUACUUGUCAAUAUGCUGUGCCAGCUGAAGGAGGAGGGCAUGAUUCUGAAGACACUCGGGAUGAACUUUACCUGCCCUGUUUCCCAGCUGGAGUUCCAGCUUGUGUCGGUGCGCACAUGUACCAGCUGUGGGCGCGAGUCGUCUACCAGAGAGGACUACAACCACCUCUCAUUGGACAUCAGCCCUGAGCGCACCUUGCUGAACAGCCUAGCACUCACUUUCAAAAGUGAACAGGUUGAAUUCACAUGUGAGGGCUGUAAAGGCCUCCACGCCUCAAAGGUGGAGCAGUUCCACACACUGCCUCUUGUGCUGGUUCUGCAUCUGAAGAGGUUUGGAGGACCUGGGGGGUUGGAGAAGCUGGAGGCUCCUCUUUUGUUUCCUUCGGAGCUGAGGCUCUCCACCCUCUGUGGGGACAUGGUGCCACACCUGCACAGUGCCAGCCCACAGGCCCUCACCAACCAGGCCCCCAGCAUCCAGGGGUCCAUCCCCCAGACCCUCGCCAGCCAAGUCUCCAGCCCACCUGGAGAGGCCAAAGACAGCGCCCUCUGCUGUUCAGAAGCAGAAGCCAGUACAGUCAGUGAAUGGUUACUACCAGCUGACUGGCGUAGUCUCUCAUUUGGGAGGCUCCGCAAACUCCGGGCAAUAGAGCGGGAGGCCCCAGCACACAGGGCCUAACAGGGCCACCAGCAUCAGCCCCAGCCUAAACAGGGGCAGCACCUGGACCAGCCUCAAAACCCCCAGCCCAGCCUCAACAAAGGCAGCAUCUGGACUAAGAAAAUCCCAUUUAAGAUAAUUCUGUUGACCGUUGUAACUCUUUAACUCAGGAAGAUUUAUGGUCUGGAAUUCAGGCCGGUCCUAACAGGAAACGUGACAAAGGGAAGCAGCUGUAAUGGAGCCUUCUAACACCCAAUCAGGUCUGGAGGAGGAAUGUCACAAAGAUUCAGAGAUGCUAUGAGUAUCUUUUGAAGUUACUCUCCAGUUGUAUCCAUCUGAAUAAAUACAGACAUGAAAAUGCUGGGCUACGGAUGUGACCUUGGUUCUGUGAGUAGAGUAACAGGUCACCAAACAAGCUAUGGGACAAGCUCAACCAAGCACAGCUAAAGUAUGUGUGUUUUACAGCAGAUUUCCUCUUUAAUACCAAUGAAUACACUUAAAGCAUUCAUCUAUUUGCAUGAUUGAAGGUAAAAUCAUAAAAAAAAGUGCUUCCACUGUGACUUGAUAUCAGUUAGCAUUUUUCAGUGUUUUCAGUCGUGUGUGUGUGCGUGUGCUCAAAUACAGUAACUUCUACUUCUAACCUCAACUCUAAUAUACGUCUGUACCUGUGUCUUCUCCCUGCACUGAUUAAUAUUUUGGGUCCCAACCCCUAAUGUGUCUCUACCUGAAUUAAUGCUGUCAUUGAAUGGGCGGUAUAGACCUCUGGAUCUCUGAACUGGUUUUGACCUUUGCCUGUUUUCUGGACUCCAUUCCCGCCUGCCUGACCAUUCUGUCUGCCCUGACCUCGAGCCUGCCGCCAGUCUGUACCUCUGGAUCUCUGAACUGGUUUUGACCUUUUGCUUGUCCAUGACUAUUAUCUUGCCUUCCCCCUUUGGAUUGUUAAUAAAUAUCUUGGGCUCGAAC
Molecule: messenger RNA, 2190 nt
Organism: Oncorhynchus mykiss (rainbow trout)
Lineage: Eukaryota; Metazoa; Chordata; Actinopteri; Salmoniformes; Salmonidae
Source: RefSeq, a predicted model, not a curated record